Phytophthora nicotianae INRA-310 is the source of this 899-nucleotide messenger RNA. RefSeq lists its product as hypothetical. Lineage: Eukaryota; Oomycota; Peronosporomycetes; Peronosporales; Peronosporaceae. The record is from RefSeq and is a predicted model, not a curated record. Gene Ontology annotation, molecular function: serine-type endopeptidase activity. The transcript has a single exon. Bases 1 to 783 code for a protein of 260 amino acids. Gene Ontology annotation, biological process: proteolysis.
AUGAAGACUUACUCCACCGUUGCUGGGGCAUGCUACAUGCUGGUUUGCAUGACCCCGACUCAUGCCGUCGAACGCAAGUUGGUUCUAGGAGGAGACAUCGUCCCAGCUGGCACCAAGACUUAUACGACUGGUAUUCGCAGAACUGCUAGCGGUAACAAUGUCUGCGGUGGAACUCUAAUUUCGCCGACUCAUGUGAUCACCGCGUCACACUGCGGCAGUAACUACGACAUUCGCUGGGUGUCUGUGGGCUCGCACUACAUCAACGGCACUAUCGAUGGCGAGCAGAUCAAGGUCGUGUCCAUCAUGAACAGCCCCAACUACGAGUCCGGCCAAUUUCCCAAUGACUACGCUAUUCUGGAGUUAGCGAAGCCCAGCUCCUUCAGGCCCGCUAAGCUUGCCGCUGCUGAUGACUCGGAUUAUGCCCCGGGUAAGCCCGCAAUGAUGUUCGGAUGGGGUUAUACCGCAGAUCCCGCAGCUAACGGCACUGUGUCCUACGAGCUUCGAGGCGUAGAUCUCCCUCUGUGGGACGAUGAAAACUGCACGAAGAAAAUGGACACGGACAGCUCGAUGAUUUGUGCUGGAGGAAUUGCGAACAAGGACUCGUGUGAACAGGACUCAGGCGGGCCGCUUAUCCUUGAAACGGGAUCGCAAGACGUUCUGAUCGGUCUGUCGAGUUGGGGGCCAUCACCUUGUGGCUAUCCGGGUGCUCCUGGUGUGUAUGCGCGCAUCUCACACGCUCGUCCAUGGAUUGAUUCCAUCAUCAACGGGACCUGUCUUGCCUAAGAGAGAGAGAUGUUUUACUUCGGCUAUGUUGAAGGGCUCUUCAGUAGCUUGCUCUAACAUGGCAACAGUGAUGUGCAAGCCUUCCGAAAAAUACAUUGAAGGGAAAAUGUUACUGC